Molecule: messenger RNA, 2034 nt
Organism: Phyllostomus hastatus (greater spear-nosed bat)
Lineage: Eukaryota; Metazoa; Chordata; Mammalia; Chiroptera; Phyllostomidae
Gene: SLC10A4
Product: solute carrier family 10 member 4
Exons: 3
Coding region: 154-1473 (439 amino acids)
Biological process (GO): bile acid and bile salt transport
Cellular component (GO): membrane
Molecular function (GO): bile acid:sodium symporter activity
Source: RefSeq, a predicted model, not a curated record
CCCACCCGACGCCGCGGAGACGUCAGCGGCGAGCAGUAGCCGAGGCUUGGAAACGGACGGACGGACAGGCGGCCUCCAGCGCGCGCGGCGGGAGGGAACAGACAUCCGCAGCGCGGACAGGAGCCAGACCUGCAGCCGCCCGACGACAGCGCCAUGAACCAGAGCGACAAUGCCACUCUGUUCUUCAUCCCGUCCUCUCUGCAGCCGGACAACUACACGCUGCCGCCCAACGCCAGCAGCCAGAGCCCCGGCCCGGACUUCUCGGGCGCUCCCACCCCCAGCGCCGGCCCCAGCCCCGGGCUCAGCCUCGCGCCGGGUCCCAGCGUCAGUUUCAGCCCCGGCCCCACUCCAACUCCGGGGCCCACGACCAGCGGCUUCGCGGGCGGCGCAGGCAGCCUGGGCGCUUCCCCGUUCCCUCGGCCCUGGGUCCCCCACGAGCCCCCAUUCUGGGACACGCCGCUGAACCACGGACUGAACGUGUUCGUGGGCGCAGCCCUGUGCAUCACCAUGCUGGGCCUGGGCUGCACCGUGGACGUGAACCACUUCGGGGCGCACGUCCGGCGGCCCGUGGGCGCGCUGCUGGCCGCGCUCUGCCAGUUCGGCUUCCUGCCACUGCUGGCCUUCCUGCUGGCGCUCGUCUUCUCGCUGGACGAGGUGGCCGCCGUGGCGGUGCUCCUGUGCGGCUGCUGUCCCGGCGGCAAUCUCUCCAACCUGAUGUCCCUGCUGGUGGACGGCGACAUGAACCUCAGCAUCAUCAUGACCAUCUCCUCCACGCUGCUGGCCCUGGUCUUGAUGCCCCUGUGUGUGUGGAUCUACAGCCGAGCUUGGAUCAACACCCCCCUGGUGCAGUUGCUGCCCCUAGGGGCGAUCACCCUGACCCUCUGCAGCACUCUCAUCCCGAUUGGGCUGGGCGUCUUCAUCCGCUACAAAUACAACCGGGUGGCUGACUACAUUGUGAAGGUUUCCCUGUGGUCUCUGCUAGUGACGCUGGUGGUUCUUUUCAUAAUGACCGGCACUAUGCUAGGACCUGAGCUGCUGGCCAGUAUUCCUGCAACCGUGUACAUGGUGGCGAUUAUUAUGCCUUUGGCAGGCUAUGCUUCAGGCUACGGCUUAGCCACUCUCUUCCACCUCCCACCCAACUGCAAGAGGACUGUCUGCCUGGAGACAGGUAGCCAGAAUGUGCAGCUCUGCACUGCCAUUCUCAAACUGGCCUUUCCACCUCGAUUCAUAGGAAGUAUGUACAUGUUUCCCUUGCUCUAUGCCCUUUUCCAGUCUGCAGAAGCAGGGAUCUUUGUUUUAUUAUAUAAAAUGUAUGGGAGUGAAAUAUUACACAAGCGAGAUCCUCUAGAUGAAGACGAAGACACAGAUAUUUCUUAUAAGAAACUGAAAGAAGAGGAAAUGGCAGACACGUCCUAUGGCACAGUGAAAGCAGACAACUUAAUCAUGAUGGAAACCACUCAGACUGCUCUCUGAACGUGGAGACAUGCAGCAGCUCCGUCCUGCUGAAGCGUCGCUUCGUAUUUAUAGUCUGUGUUAGUGUAUAUGGUUUACAUAAAGGGUAACAAUUGGUCCAUGUUAUAUACUUGUAACAAUUUCAAUCUUCCCACUGUAAGGUUGCCUUGGUGUGUUCACCAAGCGCUUUCACAAAUUACAGAUCAAUAUCGUACUAUGACUCGCACCUGGGACUGCUGACCUGAAGCCUGAACAAGUGAAAUGUGCUGUUUGGUUUUAACCAUGACCAAUCUCUAUGACUGUUUCAAAUCUGUAAACUCUUGGAAAACAGAGUCUUGGAGAUGUAGAAUUUUGGUGCACUAUCUUAUAUUGGUUAAAAAAAAGCUAUAUUUGUAAAGCAUAAUUGAGUUUAAUGUAAUUGUUGGAAAAAAAUGUGUGCUAGCUCAACUUAUAAAUACUUGACAAUGUUGAAAUUUGACCUGUAUUUAGGAAAAUCCCCAACCAGGUCAAUUAAACAAUAUAUAGUAUUUUAGUGUCAAACCUGUUUCAAAUCAGAAAAAAAAUAUAUACAUUAAUGCAUUU